UACACACGUACUGUAUUGUGGCUCUGUCUAUUUUCAUAAAAUUUCCUGAUUAACAUUGAGUGUUAAAUUUGUACUAUCACUUCAUUCCUAGUGUAACAACAUGGGUUGUAAUUUAUAAUUGGUUGAAUAUCUGAUAAAUCUCAAAGUAAUUCAAUAAAUUCGAUUUUAUUAGUGGAUAAAUUUUGAAGUGUAUAAACUAAAUUCGAAUUACGGGCACAGUGACUGGUAUAUGUGUGCUCAGGCACAGCUUAUUACUAUACAGCUUAUUGCUAUAGAAACUUUGUUUACUCUGAGCUGCGUCUGUUUAUUACCUAUAUAAACUUUAAAUACACUUAGUAAUAGUAUCAUCUUAUUAUAUCACUGAUGACGGACUUAUGUAUUGCCUGUAAAAAACCAACAAAUACUCCAGCUGUUUGUUCUUCUUGUCAACGGACUUAUCACUUAGAUUGUUUGCGAAAUUGUAUGAAAAUCAAGUCAUUAUAUCACUGUUGUGCUACAAAUCUCAAACAUUUAUUGACAACUGGUGAGAUAAAGACUCGUAGCAAGUCAAUCCCCGAUAAACAAACAAAAAACCAAAUAAUUUCUCCAGCUAGUAAUAAAGCAGUCACCAACAAACAAGCAAAUACACAAAAAACUUCAUCAACAAGUUUGAAAUCUCCUCUCACAUUACAACUAGGUAUCAAUAUUGCAAAGACCUCAGAAACUAAAGGCAAAGAUUCAGGAUUGAAAAAUAAGCAUCUCACUAGAAGUUCAUCUACAUCUAGUAGUAAAUCUGUUACUUCACCGCUGCAAUCACCGAUAACGCAGUCUACUUCAUCAAUCGCUCUCACUGAUUCAAACAUGUCCUUAGAUUCAAUAGUGUCUAAGGCAGCUCUCCAAAGUCUUCCAGAAAACUGGGAGACACAAAAUACGGAUGAAAAACUGACUUCGAUGAUGAACUUUUUUCUUACUUCUAAUCAUUCGAUGACUGAGAAAUUAAACUUGAUCGAUAAACGAUUGGAUUCACUGCAGCUAAAUGUUUCUUCAAAUACUGCCAGUAUCUCGGAACUCAGAGAAGAAUUAAAUAUUCAAAAGUCAAAAACAGCAACUGAUUCAAAGCUGUUUAUUGAUGAAUUAUCAAAGCUCAAGACACAAGCUAUGCUUUACAUCCAGAUAGCUCAUCAUCUACAAGAACUUCUUCAACAUCAAAAUUAG
Messenger RNA from Cotesia glomerata, 1194 nucleotides. Its product is annotated as TBC1 domain family member 5 homolog B-like. The record is from RefSeq and is a predicted model, not a curated record. The transcript has 2 exons. Bases 364 to 1194 code for a protein of 276 amino acids. NCBI's taxonomy places the organism in Eukaryota, Metazoa, Arthropoda, Insecta, Hymenoptera, Braconidae.